Molecule: messenger RNA, 626 nt
Organism: Ziziphus jujuba (common jujube)
Lineage: Eukaryota; Viridiplantae; Streptophyta; Magnoliopsida; Rosales; Rhamnaceae
Exons: 2
Coding region: 180-626 (148 amino acids)
Source: RefSeq, a predicted model, not a curated record
AAAAAUGUGAAUUUUCGAUAGAAAUGGAGGUUGAAGGUAGCAGUCAUGAUAUCCGAGGGGUCGAAUCUAGAUGAAUAUGGAGUAAAAGGGAGGAAGAUGCUUUGCUGCUUAUUUUAGAUGGGGUUGUAGCUAGUGGGCAGCGGUGUGAUACAGGAUCAUUCAAGCCUGGCACAAGUGCUAUGAUUGAGAGGCGAUUAGCUGAGAUAUGUCUUAAUUCGGGGUUGCGAGCAAAUCCACACAUUGAGUCAAAAUUGAAAAAGUGGAAGAAGCAAUACGGUAUAAUAUAUGAUAUGCUAAACAAAAGUGGGUUUGGAUGGAAUGACUCUCUUAAAUGUGUGGAAGUUGAUAGUGACGAAGUUUGGAAAGCAUAUGUGCAGAGUAAUCCAAGUGCAAAGGGGUGGAGAGGUAAAUCGUUUCCGAUGUAUGAGAGGCUUGCUACAGUUUUUGGAAAGGAUCGGGUAACAGGACAUGGAGCACAAACUCCGAUUGAUAUGGUCAAUGAUUUGAAUUUGGAUAGUGGGAAUGAACAAUUUAAUGAUGCGUGUUCUCCUAUGUCUAUGAAUGAAAUACAUAGUGAACCGUCCACCCGACCUAAAUCAAAAGAGAAAAUCUGGAUUGAAGGAUGA